Molecule: messenger RNA, 2260 nt
Organism: Trematosphaeria pertusa
Lineage: Eukaryota; Fungi; Ascomycota; Dothideomycetes; Pleosporales; Trematosphaeriaceae
Product: cytochrome P450
Exons: 2
Coding region: 220-2118 (632 amino acids)
Molecular function (GO): oxidoreductase activity, acting on paired donors, with incorporation or reduction of molecular oxygen; heme binding; steroid hydroxylase activity
Source: RefSeq, a predicted model, not a curated record
CCAUUGCGCCGCACCGAUUGCUGCCCUCGCAGCUUGUCUAGGCCACUUUCCUAAUCGAGGGGAUCGUAUUCGAGGAUGCUGAUGAUGGUGGUGUGGAGUGUUUCAGGUACACUUCGCCGAGGGCUGGGUCCAUUUCUCUCAGAUCUGUCAUGUGCUGGUCGAGCUGAUCGGUAUAUCAUUCUUGCCAGUUGGCUGUGCAAGUAGUCUUCCUUUCCAUCCAUGGCACUUUCGUCCUUCGCUAUGGCGUCUCUUUCGAACUCAUCAGCAGACCUCUUCACUGAGCGUGCUCUUUUCUCUUCAAACCUUCAAUGCUGCCACCCCAACAGCAAUCCCUCCCUCUGGCAUCUCGGGGCGGGCGGAUCGAACGGCCGUGCAGUAGCCUUAGCCCCUUCCACCACUCCCGCAGCGCCUUCAGGCCAUAGAGUUCUCUUCUUUCAAUUCACCAUAUUAUUCCUUCUUGUCCGAUACGCAUGCCGCGUUAUUGCCUUCCAGCCCCGCCAUUGGGGGAAGUGGGGCAAUGAAGUCCCCAGGAAGCCACCACUCCUUCCAUACCUCGUUCCCAUGUGGGGGAGCACGUUAUCCUUCAUUUUUAGACCACGAAACUUCAUGAUGAGAGUUGGGCGCCAUUUUGGAAGGUUCAUGCCGGUCCGAGUGCGUCUCUUAUUUGGGGACGUUUACAUCAUCCGCGGGCAAGAGAACAUCUCCAGCCUCUGGAAGGAAUCGACACAUUCCAACUACACCGAAUUGCUUGGCUUCAUGCUCGACCGCAUGUUUGACAUGCCCGCAAAGGCGUUGAAGCUCUGGAAAGAUGACUCCGGGUUCCUGCCGAAACCACAUCCCAACAGCAACACAGCGCCUAACAAUCGCAUUGAUGCGAUUAUCCAUCAGCUGGCGCACGACUUUCUUCUCAGUCCACGCUCUUCUCAGAUCGCGGAUCGCUUUUCCAAUCUUCUGGAAAAGCGACUUUCGGGUCUUCCGAUCGGUUCGCAAUGGGUCGGAAUGGACGACCUUAUGGAGUUCUUCCAGCUCCAGAUGACAUCCGCAAACAUCGAGGCGCUAUACGGCCCAAUCCUCCAGUCAGAGCAGCCCACGCUCUGCGAGGACUUCUGGCUCUUCAAUCGGCACAUCGGAGCGCUGUGUAAGCAGUUCCCGAAGUGGACGGUGAACUGGACGGUCCCGCAGGCGUGUGCGGCGCGAGCGAGAAUUCUCCGGACGAUCAAGCACUGGCAGAGCCGAAUGCUAGGAAAGAGCAACAGCGAUGAGAAACUUCCCGAUGCGUAUUGGAAUGCCGAUUUCAUCCGGAAGUGGCAUGACAAGCUCACUGGGAUGGACGGCUUCGACGAAAAUGCCGUCGCGUCGCUGUACUUCAGCAUGCUCUGGGUCUCGAAUGUUAACAUCAUCCCAUGCGCAUUCUGGACAGCUUUGGAGCUAUACCGCGACCCCAGAACUCUUGCAGAAGCUCGCACCUCAGCCACGCGGUGCAUGUCGGCACCAGUCUCGGACGCUCUUUCGCCACUUCCUUCAAUACCGGAUUUGACGAAAGACCCGCUGCUGCAGUCUGUCUUCGCAGAGGCGCUGCGACUUCGCACUCACGCGUAUAUCACGCGAUACUUCUCCCACAAAUCCGUCGUGGUGGGAAAGGAAUGGCUAAUUCCUCAGAAGAAAAUAUGUUUGCUUUCAACAAUGCCCGCACACCAUGACGAGACUAUCUGGAACACGUACAAUGGGCGCUUCCCUCUCGAAACCUUCUGGGCGCGCCGCUUCAUCAUUGAUCCCGAGGAUCCUAUGAGCGGCCCGAUCAAGCCAGAGGCUAGAUCACAAACGAGGCGAUCUCGUGCUGACUCCGUGACCGGAGAGGGCACACAGCUGACCUUCUCCACGGAAGGUCUUUCCGCGUCAUGGAUCCCAUUCGGCGGCGGGCCGAGGGCAUGUCCGGGACGGCAUGUCGGGAAGCAGCAGGUGCUCGCAACGAUCGCACUGCUGAUCCAGCAGUUCGAUAUCGAGAUCUUGGCGGAUGAGCCUGCCUGGGAGAUGGAUGAGUCGGGCUACGGACCGGGCGUCCAACGCCCUGUAGCGAAGGUUCCGUUCAGGAUUAGGCGUCGGGAAUCAUCUGUUUGAGGGGGGUCGGGGACCUUCCGGCCAGUCGUCCAAUCGUUUCAUAUGUUCAAGGUAUUGAUAUUAGCCCAUGACGAAAUACAAUGAGCUGGCGUGGUGUGAGAUAUCCCGCUAAUACCUAUCCGAUUCUGCCUGCUUCAAAAGC